AAAGAUGAGCUUGCUAAUAGAUAUCACGUGACAUGGAAGGGUUAAUUAUGGCAAUUGGCGAGGGAAAGAGAAAGAGUGAGAAGAUAGGAUGGUGAGUGAGUGAGUGAGUGAGAGAGAGAGAGAGACAGAGAGAGAGAGAGAGAGAGAGAGAGAACCGAAAGCUGAGCCCUUAGCUUUUAACACGACCAGGCAUCACCCGCAGCAGCAGAAGCAGCUCUCUGCACCGCAGGCCCAGCAGCAGCCAGCAGCCAGCAGCAGUCACAGCAGCAGCAGCAGCAGCAGGAGGAAGCAGUGAGACAGAGUCAGCCCCCCCUCCUGCAAAAACAAGAAGGCAACGAACGUGAGAGCCAAAGAGAGAGAGAGAAAGAGAGAAAGAGGUCGAGAAGAUCUCCAUCAGAAGGAAUUUCAGAGUCCCACCACACAAGCCAAAGCCUUUCUUUCUCAGUCCCUUCGUUUCCAGUUCCCUCCCUCUUAUCAGUCAAAAAGAAAGCAAGAAACCAAACCCCAUCCCACUAAGCCCCACCCUCAACUCAACCUAUUUCAGCUAGCUUCCUCAGACGCCCAUAAUUACGCCGCAUCAGCAGCAUCAGCUGCAGCACCAGUAUUAGCAGCAGCAGCAGAGCUAGCUGAAUUAUAUAGAGAGAGAGAGAAAGAGAAAAAAAAAAAAGAUAUAGGAGUUUGGUAGGGAGGGAAAGGGGUGCUAUAUAGGAGUGAUAUAAAACACCAGUAGUGGUGGCUUCUGGAAGGCGAUUCCCAUCCGACACCGGUGCCUUCGCCGACUGGGUGGCCUCCUCUGCCACCGGCCGCGGUGACGACCUUUGUCUCGGGUUCAAUGCCGGCGCCAACGCUGCUGCUGCUGCUGCUGCCGCCGCCGCCGCCGCCGGUGGCCCCAACAGCGCUGGUGUUCCAUGGGGAUCGUCCACCACCUCUUCUGCUCGCCAAUCUCUCAAUUACGGCCUAGCUGACGUCAGCAUGCUCGUCGUCGCCCCUGCUGCCUCUUUCCACCAUCACCACCAUCACCAUGAAUCCCUCCUCCCUUCCAGUGAUCACCCAAUCAUCCCCCUCCUCACCGCUGCUCCCUGUGUGGGCGACGACGAUGUCCGCGCUAAACACUCCGGGAUCCAAUUCUGGCAACCACAAACCCAUCCCCCUCCUCCUCAAAACCCUAACCCUAAUCCUACCAUUCCUUACCUGAAAAAACCCGUCCCUAUGCUUGAUGCCCCUGGCGGCAUCCUCUCUUCCGUCGCCGCCGGUGGUGCUACCUGCCAGGACUGCGGCAACCAAGCUAAGAAGGACUGCAACCACCACCGAUGCCGCACUUGUUGUAAAUCCCGCGGGUUUGAAUGCUCCACCCAUGUAAAAAGCACCUGGGUCCCCGCUGCUCGCCGCCGCGAACGCCAGAUCGCAGCCACUGCCGCCGCCGCUGGCUCCUCCGGCUCCACCUCCACUUCCAAGAAACCUCGCCUCAUCUCUUCCCAAACCACCACCACGUCUCACACCUCCACCUCCAACAACACCCCCCCUCGUAGCUUCGAUACAAGCUCCAGCCACCAAGAUGCGGGCUUUCGCGAGGGCUUACCGGGGCAUGUGCGAGCGCCUGCAGUGUUCAAGUGCGUCCGCGUCACGUCCAUUGACGACGGUGAAGACGAGUACGCUUACCAAGCGAUGGUUCGCAUCGGAGGGCAUGUGUUCAAAGGCUUCCUCUACGACCAAGGUCUCGACGACCAAACACGCAACGAGGACAUCAACAAUAACACCAGCACCAGCAAUAACAACAACAACAGCAACAACAACAACACCGGUGCUAUUCCCAACAUCUCAGACCUUCAUCUCGGCGGUGGUCCUUCCGACGUGUUCGCCGGUGGUGGCUCGUCUGGUGGUGGUGGAUUGCUUGGAGGUACUACUACAUAUGGUAACCCAAUAAAUUAAAAAUGUCAACUUCAUCGCAUUCAAACACAAACAACACUAUACUUCUCACUUGCUCCUACUACCGGGACUACUUCACUUUGAUAUUUCAUGGGGGUGCAGCUCCUGUACUUCCAUUUGUUGUUCUAAACGUAUGUGCCAUUGUUAUGAUCUGCAAGCUACUGUUUUUUUUCUUCUCAUUAUAUUGCUUUAUAUCGUCUUUCUUUCA
Dioscorea cayenensis subsp. rotundata (Guinea yam) is the source of this 2134-nucleotide messenger RNA. Its product is annotated as protein LATERAL ROOT PRIMORDIUM 1-like. Gene Ontology annotation, biological process: positive regulation of DNA-templated transcription. Gene Ontology annotation, cellular component: nucleus. The record is from RefSeq and is a predicted model, not a curated record. The transcript has 2 exons. Lineage: Eukaryota; Viridiplantae; Streptophyta; Magnoliopsida; Dioscoreales; Dioscoreaceae. Gene Ontology annotation, molecular function: DNA-binding transcription factor activity; DNA binding. Bases 973 to 1929 code for a protein of 318 amino acids.